Molecule: messenger RNA, 213 nt
Organism: Paramecium pentaurelia
Lineage: Eukaryota; Ciliophora; Oligohymenophorea; Peniculida; Parameciidae
Source: the annotation of a GenBank genome assembly
AUGUACAUUUUUAUACUGUUUUUGGUUCAUCAAUUGAGUAGUCUGAAAAUUAAGGAAGUGGACUCUCUAUAUUAAUAUAGUUAAUAAUCGAUUGUAUUAUCAGAAUAAUCUCCAUCAAUUUCUAGUGCCUUUAGAUAUGAAAUAUUGUCAAAAUAAAAUCCGUCAACAAACAUUCUUUAAGUUGGAAAUUUUGAAAAAUUUUAUAGUGAUUGA